AUGAGUUUGAAAACAAAUACUAGUGAUCAACGGUUGAGAGCUGCUGGAGAAGAUCACUUAUUAUUGCAUGAAAAUACAUUAAAGAAUGGAAAUACUUUACUAUCCAUAAAUUCUACUAUGAAUUCAAAAGUGCAACCAACUAAACAUAAUUCAUUCACAAGUGUUGCUUCAGAGCAAGUUCCAGUACGUUUGACUCCUGCUUGGGAAGAAAAUAAUUUACCUAACGACGAACUUAAUUUUAAGACAUUUAACAUGGAUGAUGCUGUGUUAGAGACUGACCCUCCAAAAGACAGAUGGAAUAUUGUGUAUUUAAUAUUAGUUCUUCAUGGAAUAGGAAUUUUAAUGCCUUGGAAUAUGUUCAUUAAUGCUAAAUCAUACUUUGUGGAUUACAAACUAGGAAAGGAUUAUCUAAUGGAAACUCUUUAUUAUGCAUCAGCUUUUAUGUCUUAUUCAACUAUUGGUUCACAGUUACCUAAUUUUAUCUUCAACUGGCUAAACAUAUUCUGUCCAAUGGGGGGAAAAUUAACUACUCGUAUUGUAUGGUCAAUUUUGAUUGAGGUUGUUUGUUUUGUCUUCACUGUUGUUUUAGUAAUGAUUAAUACCGCUCAGUCACCAGCUUUAUUUUUCUGGUCUACUAUUGGCUGUAUUGUAUUAUUAAAUAUGGCAAAUGGUAUUUACAAUAACUCUGUUUUUGGAAUGGCCGCCAAACUUCCUUCAAAGUAUAUUGGUGCUGUAGUCCUUGGUACAAAUUUAAGCGGUACAUUUACAUCUAUUGCCAAUAUUGCUUCAAUUUCAAUCACUCCUGAUGCUCGAACAGCUGCUAUAUAUUAUUUUACUACUGCAUUAUUUAUAUUAUUAGCCUGUUUUGAUACAUAUUUUGCAUUACCAUUAAAUAGAUUUUAUAAGUAUCAUGAACACGUAUACCAACGUAAAAUUGAAAGCCAAGAAAUAAAAAAAAAUGAUGGAAAUGAAAAAAUUCCAUAUUUGCAAAUUUUUAAGCAGGCUUCUCCACAAUUAUUUAAUGUAUUUUUUAUAUUUUUUGUCACUCUUUCAGUAUUUCCAGCUGUGCAUUCCGAUAUUAAAGUGUCAGAUUCAAAUUUCAUAGUAGGACCAUCAUAUUAUAUCAAUGUACUAUGCUUUUUGACAUUUAAUUUCACUGCACUUAUUGGAACAUUUCUUUCUACUUAUUUUUCAUGGCCAAAUGCAAAAUGGUUAUAUAUUCCUGUUACUUUGAGAGUGGUUCUUAUUCCAUUAUUUUUAGUUUGUAAUUAUCAGCCACUUGGGGUUACUAGAAUAAUGCCAGUAUUAAUAAAAAAUGAUUAUAUAUUCUGGAUGUUGGGAGCAAUUCUUGGAUUAUCUAGUGGUUAUUACAGUUCUGUAGCCAUGAUGUAUACACCAAGUUGUGUUGAACCAAAAUACAGUGGAAUUGCAGGUAUGUUUGGAGCUGCUAUGUUAAUCACUGGUAUUUGUUGCGGAAUACUCUUUGGAAUGACACUUCCAUUUAUUGUCAAAAAUGUUUCUUGGUGAAUAUUCUCCUAGUAAAUAUUUUUAAACUUAUUUGGUUUUUUUAAAUAACUAAAGACUUAUUUUGAUGCAUAUUAUAUUUUAAUAAAUAGUUGAAAUAUUGUUAGCUAUUACAAAGUAUAUAUAAUUGUAUAUAUAUCCAGCAGACAUAGAGGUAAAAAUUGUAAUGCGUAAAAAAACAUAAACAUUUAUCUUCCUAUUAUUUACAUGUAAGCAUUUUUUACUGUCCCAGUCUAAAUUUAUUAUUAAUAUCAAAAUCAUAUUAUGUAGAAAAUGGUAAGCCAUAUUUUGCUUUUGAAAAUUUGUGCCUGUAAAGAUGUCUUAAAAAUUGAAAAAUCAGGUAUUUAUAUAUUAUAAAUUAAACAUAUUAAUAAAUGUCUAAAUUCUUACUUGUUAACAUUUUCUGUGGGACUAUAUAAACUAGUUGCUCAAUUAU
Sipha flava (yellow sugarcane aphid) is the source of this 1960-nucleotide messenger RNA. It is a transcript of the gene Ent2, whose product is annotated as equilibrative nucleoside transporter 1. Gene Ontology annotation, cellular component: plasma membrane. Gene Ontology annotation, biological process: nucleoside transmembrane transport. The record is from RefSeq and is a predicted model, not a curated record. The transcript is spliced from 9 exons. Lineage: Eukaryota; Metazoa; Arthropoda; Insecta; Hemiptera; Aphididae. Gene Ontology annotation, molecular function: nucleoside transmembrane transporter activity. The coding region runs from base 1 to 1527 and encodes 508 amino acids.